GAUGACAGCAAAUUAUAAAAAUUUCAUUCAUUGGCAGACGAAUGAAAGCUAAGGAAUUAUUGGCAUCGUCAUACAAAUAAUCAUUAAAGAAUGAACUGCAUGGACAUAGUUGUGAUGCGUGAAAUUUGAAGAAUGAAGGAAGAAGACGAUGAAGCUGAGUUGUGAGCUUUCGUGUUUGUGGUUGGCUUAUGGAACACUCUUCAACUUGCUUUUUUGCUACACUUUUAUUUGAUGGAUUGAAUGCUUUGCCCUUUGAGGUUGGAAUGGAGGCAGAGGGUUUUGCCAUCUAUGAUGCAAUGAGACAGUUAGAAAAUGAGGCUUGUCUGCUACUUGCGGUUGAGACCAAGGGUAAACGGUUCAUGAUGCCACAUACCAAAGCCAUGAUCCAACAGCCUAAGGUCCCAUCAUCUGGGAUGAUGCCUGCGAGUGAUGUUCUUAUUUGUGCAAAAGAGGAAAAUGAACAGACUCGGCUUAAAUGGAAUACCAUCAGGUAUCAACUUCAUGUUCUGUAA
Messenger RNA from Tripterygium wilfordii, 512 nucleotides. RefSeq names its product ATP-dependent Clp protease proteolytic subunit-related protein 3, chloroplastic-like. The transcript has 6 exons. Gene Ontology annotation, biological process: protein quality control for misfolded or incompletely synthesized proteins. The record is from RefSeq and is a predicted model, not a curated record. NCBI's taxonomy places the organism in Eukaryota, Viridiplantae, Streptophyta, Magnoliopsida, Celastrales, Celastraceae. Bases 189 to 512 code for a protein of 107 amino acids. Gene Ontology annotation, cellular component: endopeptidase Clp complex. Gene Ontology annotation, molecular function: serine-type endopeptidase activity; ATP-dependent peptidase activity; ATPase binding.